Medicago truncatula (barrel medic) is the source of this 555-nucleotide messenger RNA. RefSeq names its product signaling peptide TAXIMIN 1. NCBI's taxonomy places the organism in Eukaryota, Viridiplantae, Streptophyta, Magnoliopsida, Fabales, Fabaceae. The coding region runs from base 68 to 310 and encodes 80 amino acids. The transcript has 3 exons. The record is from RefSeq and is a predicted model, not a curated record.
UAGUACUAGUAUAUAUUAUAUAUAGCCUCCCAUAAUUUAACAACUUCAAGCCUUUAGGUAAAUAGCCAUGUGUUGCUGUUGUGGUGAAGAUUGUAAAUUCAGGCCUCUUGGAUUUCUCCUAGGCUUGCCUUUUGCUUUCUUGUCUCUCAUAAUUUCUCUUGUAGGUGCAGUUAUUUGGAUUGUUGGGUUGACUUUGACAUGCAUAUGUCCAUGCUGUCUUUGCGUGACCCUCAUAGUUGAAUUUGCUCUGGCUCUCAUCAAGGCUCCAAUUAAGGUUAUGGAGUGGUUCACAUCCAAGAUUCCAUGUUAGAAGAGGGACUUAUUAAUGUUGAAAAUGUUUUUGUCUUUUUUUCUCUUAGUGGUUUGUAUCUUUCUUUCAAAUUAGCAAAAUAUUCAAAGAUGAAAUGAGCUCCCGAACUGUUAGUUUUGGCUUGUAUCCUGUUAUUGCGUGUACACUUCAUAUAACCUCUGUUUCACUUUCAAGCAAUAUAGAGGAUGAAUUCAAGUAUUUAUCUCCAACUUUUGUGUUUAUCGGAUUUGUAUCAUUUAGUUUAA